Messenger RNA from Knipowitschia caucasica, 1206 nucleotides. The record is from the annotation of a GenBank genome assembly. NCBI's taxonomy places the organism in Eukaryota, Metazoa, Chordata, Actinopteri, Gobiiformes, Gobiidae.
AUGGGCUUCCUCCCUGCAGCUUCCUGUUUGUAUCGGCGUUUCGUCAGGGCGCGUCUGCAGAGCCAAGACAAGGAGCAGAGGAAGGACAGAGGAAGCACAGAGAAAGAGAGAGCAGCAGAGAGGGAGGACAGAGGAAGCAGAGAGGACGCACAGAGGAAGCAGAGAGGACGCACAGAGGACGCACAGAGGAAGCAGAGAGGACGCACAGAGGAAGGACAGAGGGAGCACAAAGGGAGCAGAGAGGACGCACAGAGGAAGGACAGAGGGAGCACAAAGGGAGCAGAGAGGACGCACAGAGGAAGGACAGAGGAAGCACAAAGGGAGCAGAGAGGACGCACAGAGGACGCACAGAGGGAGCACAGAGGAAGCACAGAGGAAGCAGAGAGGGAGCACAGAGGAAGCAGAGAGGACGCACAGAGGAAGCACAGAGGGAGCACAGAGGAAGCAGAGAGGAAGCACAGAGGAAGCAGAGAGGGAGCACAGAGGGAGCACAGAGGAAGCACAGAGGAAGCACAGAGGACGCACAGAGGACGCACAGAGGAAGCAGAGAGGGAGCACAGAGGACGCACAAAGGAAGCAGAGAGGACGCACAGAGGAAGGACAGAGGGAGCACAGAGGACGCACAGAGGAAGCAGAGAGGACGCACAGAGGAAGGACAGAGGGAGCACAGAGGACGCACAGAGGAAGGACAGAGGGAGCACAGAGGACGCACAAAGGAAGCAGAGAGGACGCACAGAGGAAGGACAGAGGGAGCACAGAGGACGCACAGAGGAAGGACAGAGGGAGCACAGAGGACGCACAAAGGAAGCAGAGAGGACGCACAGAGGAAGGACAGAGGGAGCACAGAGGACGCACAGAGGAAGGACAGAGGGAGCACAGAGGACGCACAAAGGAAGCAGAGAGGACGCACAGAGGAAGGACAGAGGGAGCACAGAGGACGCACAGAGGAAGGACAGAGGGAGCACAGAGGACGCACAAAGGAAGCAGAGAGGACGCACAGAGGAAGGACAGAGGGAGCACAGAGGACGCACAGAGGAAGCAGAGAGGACGCACAGAGGACGCACAGAGGAAGUACAGAGGAAGCACAGAGGAAGCACAGAGGAAGCACAGAGGACGCAGAGGAAGCUCAGGAAGUACAGAGGAUGUAGGUGCACAGUGACGCAGAGAAAAGAUCAACCUUUCUGUGCGCUAGGGGUGGGAACCUAA